UGCCGUUCCUUCACAUUUGGCGAAACCUGUUCUGAAUACUGCCACUGUAACAGUGAAAAUUAUCAGUUCUGUGAUAACAUUAAGGGAGAUUGCGUGUGUAAACCAGGUUGGAGUGGCAACAAUUGCUUUGAUGACGUAGACGAAUGUCUAGGCACCAAUAACGUACUUUGUCCAUCCAAUUCAGACUGUGUCAACACACCAGGAAGCUAUACGUGCAAAUGU
Messenger RNA from Lymnaea stagnalis (great pond snail), 222 nucleotides. The record is from the annotation of a GenBank genome assembly. Lineage: Eukaryota; Metazoa; Mollusca; Gastropoda; Lymnaeidae.